AUGGCGCCUUUCAACACGCCGGGUAUUGUUAUUACUGGUUUCAAGGAACGGCCCGAGUCAAUCCUUGCCCAAGGAAACAGAUUGUAUAUUGGAACCUCUACGGGAAAUCUACACAUACAUGACCUGAGCGACUCUACAAGUAAGUCGGACGUCGCUAUCCUAACGAGCAGUCCGUGCUUGUUGAGACUAAGGAAAGGAUUGUCACGGAGAGCCAUUGAUCAACUAGGAUAUAUUAAAGAUUUGAAUUCACUGGUUCUACUUUCUGAAACACUCGUGACUCUUUACCCAUUACCGUCCUUUUCCCCACCGACACCACUUACUAAGACCAAGGGUGCACUAUCCUUCGCUACAUAUUCCUCUGUAAUCGACACCCGGUCAUCAGGCGAUGGGACGACAGCCAUACCAACCAUGGUUACGCAACUCAUCGUUGGGUGCCGCAGGAGAGUAGUCGUAUACUGUUGGAAAGACGGGGAGGUUCAAGAAAUCAAAGAAGCGGCUCUACCUCACUCGCCUCGCCUCAUCGCCUUCCUGGACCGCGACAAUGUCUGUUUCGCAUACUCACCCACUGAAUAUGCCGUGUUUUCUAUCAGCAAACUUGCUGCCGUAGACGUGACUUUGCCAAUAGCACCUGCUACGUCUAUGGGGGCUUUGUCGGGUUUGGGUAAUUAUAUGAUGCUUAGUCGGGGUGCGAAGUCGAAGCCCAACAUAGUAAGGAUUAGUGAAACGGAGACUCUGGUGGUCAGGGAUAACCAGGGGUUCAUAGUGGGCGUUGACGGUAAACAGACGAGGCCUGAUAUUAUUGAUUGGCCGGGUCCGCCAGAUGAAAUCGCAUACGUGAGCCCAUACGUAUUUUCCAUCCUUCCACCAGGAACUGUUCCAGUAUCAGAAGAAGGCAGUUCGUCGUCUGGCUUAUCGACGACCCCACAGACCACGAUACCAGCGCCAGUUGUGCAAGUCGUGUCACCCUUCCGUUCCCCUUUCCACAGCCCUAAUUCCAAUGUGCCUGCCAACGCUAACUGUUCCAUCCGCCUGUUAACUGCGUCUCUGGUUGCUAAGUCACCUCUUUUCCUCGUUUCUACCCCGGUUGAUCGGACGAUCGCCACUACCGAGGGCAGUUGUGUAUGGAAGUUCGAGAUGAAACCAUGGGGCGAACAGAUUGAUGAGUUGGUGCAGAAAGGGUCGUAUGCAGACGCGUUAGCCCUCUUGAAUACUCUGGAUACUGCUGUGCUUCCCGACAAGGACGAGCGAUGCACUCGAAUACGUGCCCUGAAUGCAGUUGCUCAGUUCCGCGCGGGGAAGUACGAUGAUGCUAUCAAUACUUUCCUAGAACUCGAUCUCAACCCUGCCAAGGUGGUUGCUCUUUACCCGGAACGAGUGGCCGGUCGGCUGUCUGUCCCUCAGGAUGAAUGGAUACCAUUAUUCGGUGGUCCUGCAAAUCCAACUCCUAAACCUGAAGACUCGACGUCCGCAAACUCAAGCGAUACCUCGAAAGAAGGCAGCAAGGAGAAAAUUAUCGAACGAUCACCUUCUCCUACGGGUUCCGUUCGUGUGCGAUCAAAGACAAUGUUUGGUUCCUUACUACCGUCUGCAGCAAAGGACGACGACGUGGUUUCUCUGAGUGGUAGAAGGAAAGCUAAGCAGCCACUAGAUGAUUCCACCCGUGCCGUUGAAGUACUCUGGCGUUAUCUAACAGACCGCAGACCGAAGGUUGCGGGAGCAUUAGCUGCGGUUAACAUUACGUCCGCCCAAUCUCACCAAUGGCCAACUCUUUCGGAAACUUCUACAGAGGAACUAUUUUCUCUGCCCAACGUUCCUCUGACGUCGCUAACGCCGCAACAACUGAUCCACUUCGCCCAAAUCGUAGACACGGCACUGUUUAAGUCAUAUUUGCUUUACCGGCCUGCAUUACUUGGUUCAUUGUGUCGAGUUGCGAAUUGGUGUGAAGUAUCGGAAGUCGAGGAGGAGCUGCGCGCCCGUGAGAAAUUUGCAGAGCUGAUCUUCUUAUAUAAUGGGAAGAAGAUGCACGCGAAAGCCCUGGCACUCUUGCAGCAGGACAAGCUCGAUCCGACGGUUUCUUAUCUCCAGAAACUGGGGCCAGAGUACUUGGACCAGAUAUUCAAGUCUGCACGUUGGGUGUUUGACCAAGACCGUGAAAUGGGUCUCCAGGUUUUCAUGUCCGAGGAUGUUGAACUUCCCCGUUCCCAUGUGGUUGAUUACCUGGAGAAGAUUGACCCUCAAAUUUCCGCACGUUAUAUUGAGUACCUUAUUGAAGAGAAACAUGAAGACGGUGGCAUGUUGCAUGAUCGCCUUGCUGAGCUCUACUUGAGCAUUACCAUCAGUGCUAAGAAACGUGGGGACAACCAGAAACGGGACGAGACGUACGCGAAGCUUCUCCACUUCAUCGACACGACCAACCAUUACCAUCCUGCCCGCCUAUAUGGCCGACUUUCAGAAGAUCUUUACGAAGCACGAGCCAUACUAUUAGGUCGCAUGGGAAGACAUGAGCACGCCCUAGAACUGUAUGCGUACAAGUUAGGCAAUUUCCAGAAGGCCGAGGAGUACUGCAAACGUGUGUACCACCCCGAUACUGAGACCAACACCGUAUUCUUGACGCUGCUGAAACUUUACCUACGACCCACUGCGAAGGAUCUUCCCAACCUCCUUCCACCUGCUCUGGAUCUGAUGAGAAGGCAGAGCCAUCGACUAAAUCCCGUCGAGACACUGCAACUACUUCCGCCUCUCGUAUCAGCGGAGGAAGUGCGGAAGUUCUUGCAGCAGGCUCUGCGGAUGCCAGUUUGUGAUAGUCACGUUAUUCGGGAAAUCAACAAGGCGCGGAGCGAGCAGGUUGCCAGGACGUUGAUGAUCCUCGAAUCUAGACGCGUCAAAGUGACGGACAGCAGAAUAUGCCCCCAAUGCCAUAAGCGACUGGGAAGUAGUGUCAUUGCAGUGCAUGCGCCACGUGGAGAGGUUACCCACUAUCAAUGCCGAGAGGCGUUUUCUAAAAAGCUUAACUCACUAAGGCAAAGUUAA
Messenger RNA from Pisolithus orientalis, 3030 nucleotides. Its product is annotated as vacuolar sorting protein 39 domain 2-domain-containing protein. The transcript is spliced from 18 exons. Gene Ontology annotation, molecular function: protein binding. Gene Ontology annotation, cellular component: fungal-type vacuole membrane; cytoplasm. Gene Ontology annotation, biological process: intracellular protein transport; vesicle-mediated transport; endosomal vesicle fusion. The record is from RefSeq and is a predicted model, not a curated record. The coding region runs from base 1 to 3030 and encodes 1009 amino acids. Lineage: Eukaryota; Fungi; Basidiomycota; Agaricomycetes; Boletales; Pisolithaceae.